Messenger RNA from Amyelois transitella, 3532 nucleotides. It is a transcript of the gene esn, whose product is annotated as protein prickle. The record is from RefSeq and is a predicted model, not a curated record. The transcript has 8 exons. NCBI's taxonomy places the organism in Eukaryota, Metazoa, Arthropoda, Insecta, Lepidoptera, Pyralidae. The coding region runs from base 397 to 2469 and encodes 690 amino acids. Gene Ontology annotation, molecular function: zinc ion binding.
ACGUAUUGGUUGAUACUUGACGCAUGCGCGGUUGAUCGAAAUUCGGAUCGUUACAUUCAAACGUGCAAGUGCUGUGGAAUCUGUGACUAGUGUAAGUGAAGUGAUACGAUCGGAGACGUGGAUUACUGAUCAGUGUAAGCGAGGGCCGAGAGCCUCGCAGGCUUCAGGAUGAAGAGAUAAAUCUUGGUGCGUUGACCGGCUGCAGUUCGACGCCCGUUCGCGAAUAAACGGUGUCGGCCGCGUGAUGAGCUGAGAAAAAACUUGUAAGAAGUGAUAUAAACCAAACAGUGCCUAAUAAAACGUGGAAGUAUAAUAGUGAAAAGUAAGAAAUUGCCACAGUAAAGUGUAAACAGAAGGUGAAGAGUGCAAAAUGCGAGUGUGAGUGAGCAUGUAAGCAUGAAACGCAGUAAGUCUUACACGUGGCUGUCGGGGCUCCUGGGGGCGAAACCGGAGCCGGAGGAAGAGUGGGGGGCGAGACCGCAGCCAGAUGAGGAGUGGGGGGCGACGUGGGUGCGCGCAGACAACGCCAAAAACGACAGGCCGGUCUGCCGCAACUGCGUGGUGUCACCAACCGGGUCAUCCCCACCACCGCUACACGAGCAAGCCUCAUCCCCCCCACCGCCAGCGCCGUCAUCCCCACUCUCCCCCCGGCUGCUACCUUCCCUCCCCUCGCCACAACCAAGCCACAGCGGCUCUUCAGCGCCGAGCCAAUCAAACUCCCCCCACCCGUACUCUUACCCAAGUUAUCGACGAAGUGGUCAAGAAUUCAGUCAGCCUGGUCAAAGUUACCAAUCUCCACAGUCCCCCCAGUCAGCCAUGUCGCUGUCCCCUCAUCCUAUACCCCAGGGGAAGUUCAGGGGGCUGCUGGAACAUGCUGAAAGGCUGAUGAAGCCUGGAGACCCUCACAGGCACUCGCAGAGUGAUGAUGACUCGGGCUGCGCGCUGGAGGAAUACACCUGGGUUCCACCAGGACUUAGACCUGAGCAGGUGCACCUGUACUUCUCAGCUCUGCCAGAAGACAAGGUGCCGUAUGUGAACAGCGUGGGGGAGCGGUACCGGCUGAAGCAGCUGUUGCAGCAGUUACCUCCUCAGGACAACGAGGUCCGCUACUGCCACGCCCUCUCUGACGAGGAACGUAAGGAACUGCGUCUGUUCAGUGCGCAGAGGAAGAGGGACGCCCUGGGACGAGGUCAGGCGAGGCAGCUGCAUGCGCAGGCGCCGUGCGAGAGGUGUGAAGAGACGAUGUCGGCAGGCGACAUGUGCGUGUCCGCAGCCCGAGCUGGACCCUCGGCGCGCUGGCACCCCGGCUGCUUCGUGUGCUGCAGCUGCCAGGAGCUGCUGGUAGACCUGGUCUACUUCUGGAAGGAAGGCAGGCUGUACUGCGGCAGGCAUCACGCGGAGACGCUGAAGCCUAGGUGCUCGGCGUGUGAUGAGAUAAUCCUCGCAGACGAGUGUACCGAAGCCGAAGGACGAGCGUGGCACAUGAAGCACUUCGCAUGCGCCGAGUGCGCGAAGCAACUUGGGGGACAACGCUAUAUCAUGAGGGAAGCGCGGCCGUACUGCCUGCCCUGCUUCGACAACUGCUUCGCCGAGUACUGCGACGCUUGCGGCGAACCCGUGGGCGUCGACCAGGGUCAGAUGUCCCACGAAGGCCAGCACUGGCACGCCACGGAGCGCUGCUUCGCUUGCCACACCUGCAGAGCCAGUCUACUCGGUAGGCCGUUCCUACCUCGUAAAGGAGCCAUUUUCUGCUCAAUCGCUUGCUCAAAAGGCGAGCCACCGACGCCGUCUGACUCCUCCGGACCAGGACCCAGGCCUCCAAGAGUGCCGAGACCCAGGAGAGUCCCAUCACCGAAAUCCCCACCUAGAUCGCCUCAGAGAGAGCCAUCGCCACAUAUUGACGCUGAUUCGGAGCCCAGCGCGUCGUUAUGUCCAGAAUCACCACCGCCACACCCACCGCCUCCGCCUCACGCCUGUCUGAGUCUUGAUAGAGCGUUAGCAGACUUGAGAUUAGAACAGUCCAUGACGGAACACCAAAUACAGCCGACGCCAACAUCGGAGGAACCAAGAGAAGAAUCUCAUGACGACUGGAAGCCGCCCCAUCCCGUCGAAGCCCAAGCAGUUGUCACCCCUGGGCAUUCGUCUUCGAUGCCAGAAUUGACGUUGGUCGAUGGUAAAUCUCCUCGGAAGCCAAGAGGAGGCAGGACUGUGCGGUUUUGUGGCGAUGACAACGAAGCUUUCGAGCCGGGCGAGCCGGUCCGGAGGGAGAAAGUGAGAGACGACGACGCGAGCAGUUACUGCAGCACAUGUUCGUCUUCUUCUUCAUCGGCAGAAUCGUAUACAUUACCGACGAGAAGAGCAUACGGCGGGGUGCGGAUAUCUUACGUGCCGAAUGACGCAGUGGCGUGUGCCAAGCGAGAGAGACAGCGGAAAAAUGCACAAAACGACAAAAAUUGCAUAAUUUCGUGAUCUUGGGUUCUCAUAGUGCCUCACGAUCCCUCCUAGUGACACCGACCUCCGAUUAAGACUGACUUUAAGCGAAUAACCGCCAUAGUACUGUAAGAAAUAGAAUACGAAUCGUCUUCCUUGAAUCUGGGUUUCAAUCAUCUUCAGAGACCGUACAUUUCGUGGUGUAACUUGGGUUUUGAAGCAGCCACACUCAAAGUAUCAUUAACCACGUGUAUAACUUUUUAAUCCAAUUUAAAUCGCAGUAGUUAGAGGGUGUUGCUCGCCAGCCUAAAACCAGGUGUGCUUCAGCAUGUGACUUCGUCCGCCUUUUGUGUUUUGUGUCACUAAUCAUGUUUUGACGCGCAAGCGACGCUAUCUCCAUAAAAGGCCACCAAUGAAUAGAUAUUUUAGACAAAUUUGUAUCCCAACGCGUAAUUUGGGCUUAAUCGCUUCUAAAUGCGACAUUUCUUUCAUUCGAUUACACCUUUACAAUGCUUUCAAGCCUUUAUGAUUCAGUUGUAACAAAACCUUUGAAAUUGAGCCUUAUUCAAUUGCAAUAAAAUUAAUAAUCCCCUCGAAAUAACUAUGUCGCCCUAUGAAGGGAUGAAAAAAGGGUUGACUCAUGCGUUUGCCGGAUAAUUUAUUGAGGCCUAAAGUUAGUAACUGAUCUGAUUGUUAUGUAAUAUCAGCUUUAACUUAUAUUGAAGUAAUAUAUGUUUUAAAUUAUUCAACAUAUCGAAUAAUGUGUAACCAUAUCUCAUUCAUUAAAUGAUUAGUUUAAGACAUAUCCCACUUUGCCACUUAGUAUAGAAUUGUUUUAAGUAUUAAUUAAGAUAACUAUAGCAAUAACUGAGAUUCAUUGUAAAUUUUAUAACGAGUACAAAUGCGAUUUAUAAUAUUUUGUAUUUAAUUGUUUAUUGGUAACGUGUGUUCAACAGUUGUGUAUAUAACAAUAAGUAUAAUGUAAAAUUAGAUUUUAGGCUGCCUUACUUAUUUAUAUUUUGUAUAAUUGUAAAGGUAUACAAAUGUAAAGAAACGUAUUACAAUUGCCGAUAUCACAGCCUUAUAAUAUAAAUAAAGUAAA